Molecule: messenger RNA, 1659 nt
Organism: Spathaspora passalidarum NRRL Y-27907
Lineage: Eukaryota; Fungi; Ascomycota; Pichiomycetes; Serinales; Debaryomycetaceae
Gene: GAC1
Product: protein phosphatase regulator
Exons: 3
Biological process (GO): regulation of glycogen biosynthetic process
Cellular component (GO): protein phosphatase type 1 complex
Molecular function (GO): glycogen binding; protein phosphatase 1 binding
Source: RefSeq, a predicted model, not a curated record
ACCACAAUGUCUACCACCAUAACAAAGGGAGGACCAAUGCCUUUGACAUAUUCCAAUCUCAUUGCAUCAAACCUUUACACACAAAGAGAAGCUGCUUCAUCUAGCGAGUCUGUCGAUUCAAACGCUAGCACCAUUAAACUAACCCUGGGAACACCACCACCACAGCAACUUCCAAAUUAUUACGUGCCUCCUAAAGUCAAUGUACAAGAACUGGAUUCACAAGACAGCAGUUCCAGCACAUCCAUGUCGUCCACCUGUUCCACAUCCUCAUCCAUGUCAUCUACCAGUUAUGUGCUUCCUCCAAGGUUGGUUCGCAAAAAGUCAGGGGAAUUAGUCAAGUCAUCAUUGAAGUUGCCUCAGUUGUUGCAACGUUCGCUUUCAACACCACAAUUACCAGCUCGUAAAUCCGUGAGAUUUGCUUCUAGAUUAACCAACAUCAAGAUGUUUGACGGUAUGGAAUCACCCGCUGCAGUUUCAUCCACCGCAUCUACUCCAUUGCAUUCUCCACCUUCGGGCAGAUAUGAUGAUGAAUUGGAUGACUUUGACGAUGAAUUGAGAUUCCUCAAGACUAAGCCUAAAGUUGAUUAUUUCGAUUGGAACUGGCAUGGAUCCAUGGAAUCAUCAUCUUCCACUUCUAGUGACGAUGAAGACGAGUAUUGGUCUACACCAAAGUCUUUGACUGGUAAUUCAUUGAGAGAAUAUAGAUUGACUAGUCACAAUAUCCCCAAGAUUGUUAAUUUCAAGGAUAUGAUUGUGUGGUUGCCUAGUGCCUAUGUAUUGAAGACUGACGGUAUGACAUAUCUUUAUGGGUUAGUUAAUGUUAAGAAUUUGGCUUUUGAAAAGAAGAUUUUUAUCAAGUUGACGUUGAACAAUUGGAAAACAAGUGUUGUAUUUGGCGGCAAUGCCAUCAUCACCUAUGUCAAGUCUAUGGGCGAUGUUGAUCAAUUUAAGUUCAAGAUUAAUGUCGAUGAUUUGAUCUCUAAUAGAUAUGAUGGGUUUAAUGCUAUUGAUUUGCAAAUGUGCAUCAAGUAUGAAGUUGGAAGUGAUGUUUACUGGGACAAUAAUGGCGGUGCUAAUUAUCAAUUCAAGUUAACUAUGGUUAAUGGGAUUAAAUCAUACACUUAUUCUCCAAGUCCAAGCAAGAAUUCUCCAUCAAUUAGUGAAACUCCCAAGAAGGCUGAAACUGAAGAAUUCCCACAAUUUAACGAAUUGAUUUCGAAGUUGAUUUUACACCAACAAGUAUCCAAGUCAGAUGCAUCUUUGGCCAGAAGACCAACCAUUGCCACUACUACUGCUCCUCAACAACCAAGAUUUUCAUUUUCAGUUCACAACAACUUUGAAGAUCGUAAACCACAACGUCCAUUUUUAAGAACUUCAUAUUCAUCCAGUGAUGUCACUACUGCUGCCAGUCAACAACAGCAACAAGCUGGCAGACCAAAGUAUUCACAAUCGUUUAGACAACGUCAACAAAAGAAGGACACUGGCAAGCCCGAGUUUUCCAGUGUUAGCUAUGCUGAUUUACUUAACAACUAUUGCUUUGCCAAUACUGCUGCUACUGCUGCUGCUGGUUCUUCCACCCCCACCACUCCUGUACUUGCUGGUUGUUUGCCAUCGACUGCAUCUACACUUCAUUCAUUUAGUGAUUCAAUUCAUAUUUAA